GGCCCCACCCGAACACUCUUCUCGUAGCAAGUAUUGAGUAGUUCGUACGAGUAAACUGUACGGUAACACAGUAGCCAAACGCCGCAUCCUUGCCAAUCAUCGACAAGAAUCAAGCGGGAGAAGUAACGCGUGAGUCAUAAACAAUAACAACAGCAGCAACAAUAUUUACAUUUCUACUCUGUAAUACAAUAUCCUAUAACUUUAAUUUGAUAUUGUACGUUGUUCCAACGCCAUGAAGAGCACCAAAUCGGAGCAMGAGGUAUCCGUGGUGGACGCAACUUCGGAAGGCUACCGCGUCGUCGUCGAAUCAAAACCCACCUCGACCAAGCAUCUCCAUGACAAUGAUAACGCAAGCUGUAUAGUCCGUCGCGUCGUUGGCACGUAUGUCACCAAGGCCGAUGCCAUCCAGGCGGCAAAAAGAGAGCGUUCRCUGCAUCAAGUAUUUGACGGUUGGGCGGAGGAAUACUACGGCACCAAAGCACCUCCAUACAGCACGGAGCAAUGCGAGGACUCAAAACGAAUGGCGAAGGAGGAGGAGGAUUAUUGCAUUUUCAUCGAGGAUGCCGUUUCAAUCAACAAAUCAAAGAAAGAUAUCCCAAAGAGAAAAAUGCAGCCGUCACCGACAGCGCCCAGGAGUAACAAAAAGKUCAAAACUGAAGCAACGGCAUCKAAGACUAACAAGAGGAAAACAACGAUGCCACUAACGUAUCCCAUUGGCACAAAAUUAAGCAAAUCUUUUGAUGGGGUCUUUUAUAACGGAGAGGUCGUUUCCUACGAUCCUGAAUCGGAAUUUUAUAAAAUAGAAUAUGAGGAUGGCGACGAGGAGGAAAUGGACCAUGAGGAUGUCAAACGCUGCGUAGAAAACAAGAUGACGUAUCCUAUUGGAACGAAAAUAUCGAAGAAGUUUCAAGGAGUUUUUUACAGCGGAAAKGUCACAUCGUACAAUGCUGCGACCACAUAUUAUAAAAUAACGUACGAAGAUGGCGACCAAGAGGACAUGGAAGACAAACAGAUUAAGAGGUAUCUCGUGUCGUCGCAGCCACCCAAACCCCCAAAGAUAAGGAAUUUUGGAGCCGUGAAACUCUCCAUGAAAGCCAUGAAAGACAACAUUGACAAGAAUCGCUUUGCUCGCAAUCCUUGCCGCAUUAUCGGAGGAGAACAGAAUCCAGCCGAGGACUAUGCUAACACGGGUCGAGGAGAACCAUUGAAGUCCUAUUAUUAUCUCAUUCAACGCUUGUCGGAUCGCAACUAUGCCAUGAGAGGACUAUGCAUCGAUGGUGAUGGUGUUCGAUAUUCCAGCUAUCGAAGAGCCGAUCUCACGUUCCCGGCCGUGGUGUUUUUACCUGAAACAAAUCUUAACAAUCAUGCUAACGACCCGACUAUUGUUGACGCUUGCCAUUUGGACAUGAUCCAUCCUAAAACCGGAGGAUCCCUUAUUACGGGACCCAACCUGCUUGAGGCCGUCACACCAGAAACAGAGUGCAUAUUUCUCAAUGGAUUUCAAAACGGAGGUCCUUCUAAGAGGGAUAAGCAGAGUGUGGAUCCAAAUUUUAUUGUCAAAUCGAUCGAAGUUUGCAAGGACAGUCUGAAAUGUUUUUCUCUGACUGAAUGCAUUGUGAGCAACGAAAUUUUGAACGCCCUUGCAUCGUGCAAAAAUCUGCGAGGCCUCACCCUUUAUUCAACACAAWCCUGCGAUGCUAGCCCCACMACAACCGUAGCCAACKACAGAGGCUUUCAUGCGAUAAUCAAGGCAUGCACCGACCUGCGCUGGCUGCUCGUCGUAGAUUGCAAUUUUUUUSAGGGGGCUAGUUGGAAGGCACUUGAUAGCCCGACUGCUUGUCCCAAACUCGAAGUUCUUUGGGUGAGUCAACCAAAAGACGCCAAGGCAUUUCUCAACGAGAGUAGUGACGCGCAGGAUAUAAUCCCGAAGGCGUUAGCAGGUCGAGCUUCCAUUCUGAAGAUUUGCAUGAUCUACUUCGAUACCGAUCUGAAGUCUCGAUAUACCCCCAGUGAUACAGCCAAAACGACAGAUCAAUCUGAAGGAGAUACGGAGUCGAGUUGACGAUGUGAAAGGGGGAAAGAACUGGGAAAUUGAAUUAAAAACACUCGAGAUUGCUUGUAAUUAAACCCUAAAGUCGACGUGACGGUGGAAUGAUUGUGAUGCUCUUUUUAGUCACGGUUCAGACUUCAUUCACUUCACGCGUCUAGUUUUUGACUUUUUACAAAUGAUAACUUACUCGGUUUGCAAGUAUGUGAUUCACAAUUCACCUUGUCCACUUUUGGAGAUUAGAAUAGUGAAUAGUACUAUGAACAUCUAAAUUAUCGCUGUAUCCAUCCAUUCACAUCGGAUGAGUCAGGGGAAAUAUAUUCAGGACUUGUGA
Molecule: messenger RNA, 2381 nt
Organism: Pseudo-nitzschia multistriata
Lineage: Eukaryota; Bacillariophyta; Bacillariophyceae; Bacillariales; Bacillariaceae
Source: the annotation of a GenBank genome assembly